AUGGGGCUGGAGACCGAGAAGGCGGAUGUCCAGCUCUUCAUGGACGAGGACUCCUACAGCCGCGACAGCGGCGUAGAUUACGCCGACCCCGAGAAGUUUGUGGAUCCGGGCAGCGACCGAGAUCCCCACCGGCUCAACUCGCAUCUCAAGGUGGGAUUCGAGGAUGUGAUUGCAGAGCCCGUGUCUACGCACUCUUUUGACAAAGUGUGGAUCUGCAGCCACGCUCUCUUUGAAAUCAGCAAAUACGUGAUCUACAAGUUCCUGACGGUGUUCCUGGCCAUCCCCUUGGCUUUCGCUGCGGGAAUUCUCUUUGCCAUCCUCAGCUGUCUGCACAUCUGGAUUAUAAUGCCUUUUGUAAAGAUCUGCCUAAUGGUCCUGCCUUCAGUGCAGACAAUAUGGAAGAGCGUGACAGAUGUUGUCAUUGCCCCAUUGUGUAGGAGCGUAGGACGCGGCUUCUCUUCUGUCAGCCUGCAACUGAGCCGUGACUGA
Molecule: messenger RNA, 489 nt
Organism: Lipotes vexillifer (Yangtze River dolphin)
Lineage: Eukaryota; Metazoa; Chordata; Mammalia; Artiodactyla; Lipotidae
Gene: CAV2
Product: caveolin 2
Exons: 4
Coding region: 1-489 (162 amino acids)
Biological process (GO): negative regulation of endothelial cell proliferation; caveola assembly; regulation of cytosolic calcium ion concentration
Cellular component (GO): Golgi apparatus; caveola; focal adhesion
Molecular function (GO): protein kinase binding; molecular adaptor activity
Source: RefSeq, a predicted model, not a curated record